UUAUUCUGUCGCUUAACUUUAUUCUGUAAAGACUUUGAUUUUCUGCACCUCGAAGGCUCCAACACCAAAAUCUUUCCAAAAAUCAUUGCAGAAGAUCAGCAGCAAAAUGGUGCCUGCAGGAGAGGUGUUCAACUUCACCAAGGUAUGGCUCUCAGUCUUCAUAUCUCUAUCCUACUGCUAUGCCAUCAGCAAAGUAACCCCUAAAGGCUUCACCGGACUCUUCUGUGUACUCCCAAUUAUUUGCCUUUUUCUCUUCCUUCCUCUCAAACUAUCCUCCAUUCAUCUCGGCGGUAUGACCGCCUUCUUCCUCGCUUGGCUUACCAACUUCAAACUCUUGCUUUUCGCCUUCGGUAAAGGCCCACUGUCUUCCUCUAACCCUCCUCUCUCUUUACCUCGGUUCAUCGCCAUGGCUUGUUUGCCCAUCAAAAUCCAACAAAACCCUCUUUCAAAAUCCAGAAAAGGCCACAAAUCUCCUUUAAACUACGCCAUAAAAUGUCUCCUUUUGGCUGCACUUUUACAGGCAUAUAACUAUAAUAACUACCUUCACCCAAAGCUCAUUCUUGUUCUCUAUAGUUUCCAUAUUUUCUUCGUCCUCGAGCUCACCCUUGCCAUGGUUCAAGCCCUGGUUCGGGCCCUGUUCGGCCUCGAGCUCGAGCCGCAGUUCGACGAGCCCUAUCUCGCCACGUCACUGCAAGACUUCUGGGGAAGAAGAUGGAACCUCAUGGUCACCCGCAUUCUUCGACCGACCGUGCACGAACCAGUUCUCUAUAUUUCCGCCCGUGCCGUCGGUCGGAAGUGGGCUCCACUCCCGGCGGUUUUUAGCACGUUUCUUGUCUCGGCUGCAAUGCACGAGCUGAUUUUUUACUACUUGGGGCGCGUCAGACCCACCUGGGAGAUUACGUGGUUUUUUGUGUUCCAUGGAAUGUGUUUAAUGGCUGAGAUUGCUUUGAAAAAAGUUUGGGCCAAUCAAAAUAUCAUGAUCAAGUCGCGGUUAAUAACGGUUUUAAGGACGAUGUUGACGGUUGGAUUCGUGAUGGUUACCAGUUUUUGGUGGUUCUUCCCAACACUUCUCCGGUGUAACACUGAUGUUAGGGCGUUUGAAGAAUACGCAGCUGUAGGCGCGUUUGUAAAGGAUUUUGGUCGUGCUUUGACAUUUUCACCUUCCUAGAAAUCUCCUCACUUUGUUCUCAUCGAAUAAUUUGCUAUUUCUCUCUUUUAUAUAUUCAUUUUCGUACUUAGAUUUGUUAAGGUGGUAUCGUCACUUUGAAAUCUAUGGACGCAUUCUUUGGUUUUGAUGAGA
Pistacia vera is the source of this 1300-nucleotide messenger RNA. Its product is annotated as acyl-CoA--sterol O-acyltransferase 1-like. The coding region runs from base 107 to 1168 and encodes 353 amino acids. The record is from RefSeq and is a predicted model, not a curated record. The transcript has a single exon. Gene Ontology annotation, biological process: lipid metabolic process. Lineage: Eukaryota; Viridiplantae; Streptophyta; Magnoliopsida; Sapindales; Anacardiaceae.